Messenger RNA from Alternaria triticimaculans, 1323 nucleotides. RefSeq lists its product as uncharacterized. The coding region runs from base 1 to 1323 and encodes 440 amino acids. The record is from RefSeq and is a predicted model, not a curated record. The transcript has 2 exons. Lineage: Eukaryota; Fungi; Ascomycota; Dothideomycetes; Pleosporales; Pleosporaceae.
AUGGCUACCGCCGAUAUCAACGCGUCCUUUCGCUUCAUGGACCUUCCUGGAGAGCUCAGAAACAGAGUCUAUACUUUGCUACUCUGCUCGUUUGGACCCGCCCCACCUCCUGCCCGCAAGAUCCCCGAGGAUCUGUUUACCAAGAACAGCUUUGAGUUCAAACUUCUCCCCGCUCAACAGUGGAACGACUCUGCCAUCCUUCGUGUGAACAGCCAGGUUCAUCGAGAAGCCUACGACAUCAUGGUAAAAACCAACAGAUUCGUUCGGAUCAGCUGCCCGGGUAAACGCACUCUCCAUAACAUCAUCGCUGGCCAAAACGUCCCCGUCGUCGCAAGUGGAGAACGCGCAGCGCAGUUCAAUGAACAACUUGUCGAUAUCACUAUGUCUGCCGCAGAUGAGGAGCUCACUAUGCCUUCCGCAGAUGGGGGGCCCAGUUCGCACGUAGGCGCCAGUCAAACAGCCAGCGUAGUCAUCUUAGGUCAGCAACUUGAGAAGUUCUGUGGCAGCUUCGAGAUGGCAAAAACCAUUGUACCAGGGCUCGCCAAGAAUGCGACUUUCAUCAUAACUGUGGCUCCGAUGCUCGCUCAUAAAGGCCCAUGGUACCAAGACGACUUGACAGACUUCUUCUCCGAGGUUACCCAGAGGGACUUACUCUGGGAAUUGACUGGCCUACGAGACUUCAAAAAAGUCGAAGUCCAUGGUCAUGUCUCACCUGAUGUCGCAACGGAGCUGAAACGGCUGAUGAUGUUGGAAAAGUGGAAUGACCCACACCAUAUCGUCAAACUCAUGAGGGAGAGCAAAGACCGCGGUGCUCAACUCUACCGCGAAGGUCGACUGAUGGAGGCGUUCUCCGCUUGGGGAACAAGCAUGCAUGAGAUCGAUCGUAUGCGCGAGGGCAACUCCUGGGCUAAGCUCAUCAAGAUUGGCGGCGAGCCUUGGAUCGACCAGAUGGCUGAGCUGCAGUGCUCACUUGGACUCAAUUCGGCACUGGUCAACAUCAUGCAGUGGGGCCCCGACUCCAAGAACGAAUCCAUACCGCUGGCAAUUCGGCAAUCGUACAGGAACCUCACCCUAUCCUGCCUUGAAACGUCUGCCAAGUGUGUUGAACCAGGACAGUGGAAAGAAGGAUACACCUGGGUAUGUCCUACGAUGCUCCAGGCAAAGAUCUUGUACCGCCGCGCUGUGUGCAUUCGGAUUUGGGGUGAUAGGUUGCAAGCUGUCUACGCUCUGGACCUUAUCCGUGGAGCUAUAUCACUUGUACCGAACGACCCCGUCGUCCGUAAGGAGGCGGAGGCCAUCGUGCUGUGGGCAGGCGGUAUGUAG